AUGAGUUGGUAUAAAGAGAUAGCUGAGCAUCUCGAAUCCUAUUAGAAAAUGCUUAAUGAUAAAAUGAAAUCCAGUUAAGGUUUUAUUGGUUUAUUAUAAUAAAUCUUCAAAUUGGAGGAAUCCUAUUCGAAAAGUCUUGAAAAUAUUGGUCUAUAGAUAUCCAAAUUAAUCAAUGAAUAGGACGGAACGACAGAGUUAUACACAAUUCUUAGAAGUUAUUUACUUAUUAAAUCAGAAUAAACUAAAUGCUUUGCCAUGUAGUUAAAUAAUACCUUAAUAAGCGAAUAACAAUAAUUUUUGAUUAAGCAAGAUAAUUUAUAAAAGGAAAUACUCUAAUUUAACUUAGCAAAUAAGAAGGAGUAUUAGUAAAAUUUAUAAACUCUGAAUUAAUUUACUUCAGAAUUUAGGAAUGCAAUUGAGGAAGAAAAAUAACAUUAAUUAAAUAGAUUGCAGAAGAAAAAAUUGAGCAUUGCAGUUAGUGAAUUAAGUUUUCAAAAUUUUCUUACUAUUUAUAACUAAUUCAUCGAUGCCUGUUGUAAGGAUGUUAUCAAUUAUUAACUAAAGCUCUCCAAUUUAGAAUAAGAGAGAAAGAACCUAUUAUAGGAUUCUCAUAUGAAGUUUAUCAUAUUUGAGAUUUCAGUAAUCAGGAAUUUGUAAUACGAUUUAACAGGCAUUAGUUAAAAACUAGAGUAGCACCAACCAAAUAAUGGUGUUAUGGAAUAACAAUUAUAGAAAAAUAUAUCAAUAGACAAGAUUGACUUUGAUGUCCUUAAAAGAGAUAUUUAUUAAUAGCUUCAUUUUAAGCCAGAAAGCCAAUUAUUGAAUAAAGUGAAAAAACCAAUUUUCGAUUAAAUUAAAUCCAAAGAUUCAGAAAAUUUUGAAUACAUAUCAGAAGAAAGUCAAAGUUAUCAGAAGAUCUUUCACAAUGUUCUUCUAAACAAUAGUAUUACGGAUGAAGUAAUAAAGAAAUUGAGUGAAUUGUUGGAAGUAGCUUUGCCAUAUAGUUAUACAUAUUGUUUAGAAUAAGUGCUGUCUAAGGUGUCGUCUGAAAAGUAUUAGAAAAAUGUUUCUAAUUACUAAGUGUCUCACGAGGUAUAUCUCUCAGUGUAAAAAUUACUAAUUACUUUACUCGAUCAUUGUAACAAAUAUCAAGAUUAUGCAACUGUUAUUUUGGAAGCUUGUUAAUUUGCAAAAAAGAUAGUUAAGAGAGUGUACUUACCAACUGAAAAUAAGGAAAUUAAGCUAAGUGUUUUCGAGGGUUUAAUGAACCAUUAAGUGAUUUAAAGUUCUUAAAUAUGGAUUGAUUAGGCAAUGAAUUUGAAGAAGCAGCCUACUCAAAAAAUUUGUAUGUUUAAAGAAAAUUAUGUAAAAACAUCUUAGAUCAUGUAUACGCAUGAUGAAUAUUUAAAUGCACUUCAAUAAAUUGGAUGUCAAAAAUAAAUAAUUGAAAAUAUUAGAAUCCUUUUUAAUACCAAUAAUCAAAAUGGCUAAAACUGA
Messenger RNA from Paramecium tetraurelia, 1497 nucleotides. RefSeq lists its product as uncharacterized. The record is from RefSeq and is a predicted model, not a curated record. The transcript is spliced from 4 exons. NCBI's taxonomy places the organism in Eukaryota, Ciliophora, Oligohymenophorea, Peniculida, Parameciidae.